CCUUGCAGUGGCCUUUAGUGGUGACUACUUUGAUCACGUGCUGGGCUGGUGGGAAAUGAGGGAAGAUCGCCACUUUCUCUUUGUCAAGUACGAAGAUAUGAAAAAGAAUAUUCGCUCGUCACUGAGGACUAUAGCAGCCUUCUUGAAGAAAGAACUGACCGAUGAACAACUGACCCUUAUCCUGAACAGCUGCAGCUUAAAGUCAAUGAGGGAGACAUUGUCAGAAUCUGGUACAUGGAGAAAGGACGUCGUCAGGAAAGGUAUUGUCGGAGAUUGGAAGAACCACUUCUCGGCCGAGGAGAGCGCCAGGUUUGACCAGAAGUACCGUGAACGGAUGGCGGGAACAGGGCUGGAGUUUGAGUUUGAGUAGCGACCCAAAUAGCCUGUAACUUAGAAAUAUAGGAUAACGAUUUUCAAAAAGCAAAACAUUGCUCAAAUAUUCACAUGCAUCUUGGUGCAUUUUAUGGUAGUGCAGAAUGGCUGAGUAUGAGAUCUGAAAAUGUGUCGUUUGUUUGCUGAGUAUCACCAUUGUCUGAAAAAACACAUUUGGACUAUCUCAGGUAUUCAUCUAACAUAUUUGGAUUUGUGAAAAUGUCGAA
This is a messenger RNA of Branchiostoma floridae (Florida lancelet), 599 nucleotides long. RefSeq names its product sulfotransferase family cytosolic 1B member 1-like. Gene Ontology annotation, molecular function: sulfotransferase activity. The coding region runs from base 56 to 370 and encodes 104 amino acids. Gene Ontology annotation, cellular component: cytoplasm. Gene Ontology annotation, biological process: sulfation. The record is from RefSeq and is a predicted model, not a curated record. NCBI's taxonomy places the organism in Eukaryota, Metazoa, Chordata, Leptocardii, Amphioxiformes, Branchiostomatidae. The transcript has 3 exons.